This is a messenger RNA of Prorocentrum cordatum, 822 nucleotides long. The record is from the annotation of a GenBank genome assembly. Lineage: Eukaryota; Dinophyceae; Prorocentrales; Prorocentraceae.
AUGCUCGUGGACGAUGGCGUGGCAGUGGGCCCUGGCCACGACAUUCUGGAGGAGCUCAUGGAUGUCAGCUGGACAUGGGAGCUUCCUGAAAACCCCACGGCGAAAACCUCAGGGCUGCCGCAGGGAGCAUCGCCACAGGCGCUGCAGGCGCCUCGUCCCCCAGUCGAGGUCGGAGGCAGGCCGGGCGCCGUCGCCGCUGCCGCACGGCUGGUCCUGCGCAGUCACGAGACGGAGGGUCCUUCCCUGCUUGUCGCGCCGUGCGGGCGCCGCUUCAGGGCUGCCGCGACCGUGGGAGAAGAUGCGAGGCAGUUCGGAUUUCGCGUCCUGAGCCAGUCCCUGAGCUUGGACGCCGACAACAGGGUCUGCAAGCUGUUAGUACGCAGCGAGUCCAUGGCACAGGCCACGCCCUGGGAGGUGACCGGGGACCUGGUCUGCGAGCUGGGCAUCCCGAAGGUCCUCGCGGGCUCGCUGAUCUCGAAGGCCCGGGACUGCCGCAGGCCCAAGUACGGGGUAGGGUGCCAGAAAGAGGCGACGAGGAGCCAGUUCGCAAAACACGGCGACAGCCCGCCGCGCGGUGUGGGCGCCGCCGGCCCCCCGGUGUUGCACGUCUUGUCGCUGGGCUCGCGCUGCCUGGUGGCCCGGGCGCUGUCCGACCUGGGGUUUCGGCGUUACGCCGGGCCGCUCGACUGGGUGUACUCGAACACGGAGAUGGUGCGGUGCUGCUUGAAGGACGGCUUCGCGCAGUUCCUCGAGACGCGUAAUUUGGUGCCCUCGGGGUCGGCCUGGGGCCACAAGGCGGCUGGAACACCACGUGGCUCCAAA